AGGGGACAUGGUCAGAGAACGAUGAUGAGCUGGGUGAGAUAUGAGACCUUCCUCACUGCCAGCUUCCUUGUAAUGCUUCUCCAUCUUCUUCUCCCGGUGUGCUGCUUCAACGAGUCGCCACUAUCCCGUUCUGAGGGGAUGCUGGUGGAAGAGAAGGCCCGGCUGGGGUCGGCGCCGCCCAACUGCCACAACCGGUGCAACGAGUGCACCCCAUGCACGGCGGUGCCGGAUCCGACUGCGCCGAAACGGCCCAGCCGGGUUGAGCCCUUGUUGGAUGACUCGUUCGCCGAGGACAAGCACUCCAAUUACAAGCCACUGGGGUGGAAAUGCCGGUGUGGUGACAACCUAUACAACCCUUAGGAGAAGACGUCUCUUCCACGGAUGAUGAAUUCCGUGUGCUAUCUCCUCUCUAUGGUGAAUUGGCGAGAAAUCUUCCCAUUCUUCUCCAUGGA
This is a messenger RNA of Musa acuminata subsp. malaccensis (wild Malaysian banana), 452 nucleotides long. The record is from RefSeq and is a predicted model, not a curated record. NCBI's taxonomy places the organism in Eukaryota, Viridiplantae, Streptophyta, Magnoliopsida, Zingiberales, Musaceae.